UACAAGCGUUGUUUACUGUCCAUUGCAUAACGCGAGAAGUGAGUCAUACAAGGAGAGAAUGUUUCUCCUUGUUUUUUGGAUCAAGUCCAAUCACAGUUAGCGGGGGUGAGGGGGGAGUACAGCCUCAUCGCUGCCGUUAUGAAUUGCUCCACAUUUUGUACACCAUUUAUUAACCUCUGGUGGCAGUUUUUCCAUGUCUUUUUGGUGAAGUAUCAGCCGGUAAGCACCCAAAGUCAGGCAGACGGAUCAAGGAACCUUGGCGAUGCGGCCUCGUCCUUGGGAGUUGAGGAGGAACACGGGACCGAUUGGAGGAGACUUCCUCACCGAGGUGUUGCUCAAGAAGGACUGAGUUCCCUUUCCUCUUCAAGUUCAAUGUCGCCUCGUGACGGCCGUCGUGAUGAUGGUGAUUGGACGAGCGUGCGUUGCGGAAAAGCUCGGAAGGAAUUCCUCGUGCCGAUGUUCUGCCGUGAAGCUGGGGAUACAGAAACUUACUGAGUUCUCUUGGAGGACCCGGAAAAGUUUUACCUUCUCAGCCCUUCUUUCGCCUAUGAAGCUGCGGUUAGAUUCCGCCCAACCACUUCAUUUCAAAAUUUCUACAAAUUUCUUAAAUGCUUAGUGUUAUAUAAAUAAAUAAAUGUCCAUAAAAUAAUACUGAAAUAAAAAAAUAUGUUUCACCAAAA
Stegodyphus dumicola is the source of this 680-nucleotide messenger RNA. RefSeq lists its product as uncharacterized. The record is from RefSeq and is a predicted model, not a curated record. Lineage: Eukaryota; Metazoa; Arthropoda; Arachnida; Araneae; Eresidae.